Molecule: messenger RNA, 903 nt
Organism: Durusdinium trenchii
Lineage: Eukaryota; Dinophyceae; Suessiales; Symbiodiniaceae
Source: the annotation of a GenBank genome assembly
AUGGGAGAGGAGGUAGACACAGGUGACGCCAGAUUUGCAUUUUCUGAUGCAUUUUGCACAUUAUGGAAAUGGGCGGCAGAUGCAAGUGGCUUCACUCCUGCUCAGAUCACUUUGCCCAACUGCUGGCAGUCGGAUGAGGCCUAUUCUGGUAGCGCUUGGCUGGAGGUUGGAGCCCCACCAGGGAAGGCUCUUGCGCAGCUGCAGGUCAGCUUGUCGUUGACACCAGAUCGCCGAGUCGACAGUUUCACCCCCGAACACGUACAGCUUUACAUCGCCGAAGAGGGCGAACCCUUUGGCGAGCUUCCAAUCUUUGAAUCGGAGCAGUUCUGGUGGUUGGCCUUCCCUGGAGAGCCUAUUACCUUGCCCACACGAGAACUUUUGCCUCCCCGGACCUCACGGGCCAAGCUUUGUGUCAAACGCGCCGCCUGUGGUGGUCGCAACGUGCGGAUCGCCAGCAUCAAAGUCCUCACGAAGCGCCUCAAGCGACGGCGAGAGGACGAAGGACGAUUGGCCGAGCGGCUUUGGGUGAACAAGGAGUUCGCCGACAUCUUAGUGAGAUGCAAUGAUGGGGCAGAACUUAAGGCGCACCGUGCCGUUCUUGCCAUCGCCUCACCGGUGUUUCGCGUGAUGCUGAACUCGCCCAUGAAAGAGGGCGCAUUGGGUGAGAUCAGCUUGCCUUGCACCGAGGGUGUAGUCCGCUCCUUGCUGAAGCAUUGCUAUGGCCUGCCAUAUGAUGCUAAUCUGACUUUGGAGGAUGAGCUGGCGCUGGUUGAGCAAGCGCAUGCCUUCGAGCUCACUUCACUUUGUGAGGAUGCGGCCUUCUCCGCCAUCGAGCGGUUAAGUGAGACCACGGUGGUGCAGCUGAUCAAGGAUGGUCUUCACACCACGGUGGUGCAUGCUUAG